AUGUUUCGACAUGGCAUGCGAAUCGCUGCCAGUGGCGGCGCGCGGCGGGCUUGGUUGCCGCCGACGACCGGUCGGUGCUUCGCGUCAGCCAGCAAGACGGCUUUCCAGUGGGAAGACCCUUUAGCUUCGAGGAACCUCCUGACCGAGGAGGAGCUUGCCAUUGCCGAGACGGCCGAGCGGUAUUGCCAAGAGCGGCUGCUGCCCAGGGUUCUACAGGCGUACCGUGACGAGCACUACGACGCCAAGAUGCUUGAGGAGAUGGGGGAGUUGGGCCUCCUCGGCGCCAACAUCCAGGGCCACGGCUGCGCGGGCGUGUCGUCAGUCGCCGGCGGCCUCAUCACCCGUGCCGUCGAGCGUGUCGACAGUGGCUACCGAUCCGGCAUGUCGGUGCAGUCCUCGCUCGUCAUGGGCGGCAUCGACGAGUUUGGCACUGAAGAGCAGAAGCAAAAGUUCCUCCCAGACAUGGCAAGGGGCAAGCUCCUCGGGGCGUUUGGCCUGACGGAGCCCAACCACGGCAGCGACCCGGGCAGCAUGGAGAGCGUCGCCCGGCCGCACCCAAACAAGACGGGGUACUAUUCGCUCAGCGGCGCCAAGACGUGGAUCACCAACAGCCCCAUCGCCGACGUGCUGCUGGUCUGGGCCAAGCUGCAGGACACGGGCAAGAUCAGGGGCUUCCUGGUGGAGCGCAAGGACUGUCCGCCGGGCACACUAGAGACACCGGCCAUCAAGGACAAAAACGGGCUGCGGGCGUCCAUCACGGGCAUGAUCCAGAUGGACGGGUGCCCGGUGCCCGAGGCCAACAUGUUCCCCGACGUUGAGGGCCUCCGGGGCCCGUUUAGCUGCCUCAACAACGCGCGCUACGGCAUCUCGCUGGGCGUGGUGGGCGCGCUCGAGGACUGCAUCGCACGGGCGCGGACGUAUGCGCUGGAGCGCAAACAGUUCAAGGGCAACCCGCUGGCCAAGUACCAGCUCGUGCAGAAGAAGCUGGCCGACGCGGCGACGGACGCGGCGUACGGGACGCUGGCAGCGAUCCAGGUGGGCCGGCUCAAGGACGAGGGCCGGGCGGCGCCCGAGAUGAUCAGCAUGGUCAAGCGGCAGAAUUGCGACGCGGCGCUGCGCAACGCGCGGGUGCUGCAGGAGGUUUUUGGCGGCAACGCUGUGAGCGACGAGUAUGCCAUCGGACGACACGUGGCGAACCUGUUUGUCACGCAGACGUACGAGGGCCAGAGCGAUAUUCACAGUCUGAUUCUGGGCCGGGCCAUUACGGGCAUCCAGGCGUUUGUGUAG
Molecule: messenger RNA, 1287 nt
Organism: Hirsutella rhossiliensis
Lineage: Eukaryota; Fungi; Ascomycota; Sordariomycetes; Hypocreales; Ophiocordycipitaceae
Product: acyl-CoA dehydrogenase, middle domain-containing protein
Exons: 3
Coding region: 1-1287 (428 amino acids)
Biological process (GO): fatty-acyl-CoA biosynthetic process; fatty acid beta-oxidation using acyl-CoA dehydrogenase
Cellular component (GO): mitochondrial inner membrane
Molecular function (GO): fatty-acyl-CoA binding; glutaryl-CoA dehydrogenase activity; flavin adenine dinucleotide binding
Source: RefSeq, a predicted model, not a curated record